Messenger RNA from Planococcus citri (citrus mealybug), 1320 nucleotides. RefSeq names its product cleavage stimulation factor subunit 2-like. Gene Ontology annotation, molecular function: mRNA binding. The record is from RefSeq and is a predicted model, not a curated record. Gene Ontology annotation, cellular component: mRNA cleavage and polyadenylation specificity factor complex. The transcript has 8 exons. The coding region runs from base 243 to 1148 and encodes 301 amino acids. Gene Ontology annotation, biological process: mRNA 3'-end processing. NCBI's taxonomy places the organism in Eukaryota, Metazoa, Arthropoda, Insecta, Hemiptera, Pseudococcidae.
AAAAAAUAUGCUUAUCUUUUUUUUACAAAACAAGAACAGCUUCUUCUUUCUUGUUGGGUGCAAAAACUGGCGAAAGUAACAAUAAUCUAUAAUCGUCAUUGAAAUCUUCUAUUUUCGAGGUAACCGUUCUGUUCCAAGUUCCACCCUACCUGCUAAUUCAUCUUCUAUUUCCACCGCGAGAGAAGAAAUUCCGAUAUUCGCUAUAUUUCAGAGACCCUAGACCGGCAUUCUACAAAUUGACAAUGCAGAGCAACGAUCCAGAUAAGGCUCCGGAAACGAUUAGUAAAGCAGUCGCUUCGUUACCUCCGGAGCAAAUGUUUGAAUUAUUGAAACAGAUGAAGCAAUGCGUACAGAACAAUCCGAGAGAAGCGAAUAACAUGUUAUUACAGAAUCCUCAACUGGCGUACGCUCUUUUACAGGCCUUAGUAGUGAUGCGAAUCGUAGAUCCUCAAAUUGCGUUUACAGCUUUAAAUAGCACAAACGCUACGAAUUCAACGUCAUCUAAUAAUUCAUCGGAGAAUCCAGCUCAAAUAAAUUUUUCCGCGUCGUCUAUGAUCAAUCGUGCUGCUGCUGCUACCACUAAUGACAUCAAACCUGUGCCUAAACCCGUACCUCCGGUAACAACUACCGUUUCUACUUCUGCAAAUACUCGAACUUACGUUACUCAGCCAACUCCACCUCCAGCUCCAUCGAUACCUGUUUCUGUUGUACCUCCUCCGCCACCUAUAGUUCAUGAAAAAAUUGUUCCUAAUCUUGAUAAAGUCAAAACAGAAGGAAAUAAACGUGAUCCACGAUUGCAGCAUCAAGCUGAAUCUAAAGACUCGAAAGCUGGCAUUCCUCGUAUGGUACCUCCACCGGCAGUGCCAGUUGCGCCUCCGGUAUCUGUCCCACAUCCUGCGAAUGCACCUUCUAUUACAUCAAACCCAAAUCGACCCGCUGCUCCGGUUACUUCAUCUGCCUCGGCUUCAACUGCUCAAUCAACGACUUCGAAACCUGCUGUAACUUCCAACACACCAGAUAAUGAAAAAGCUGCGCUCAUUAUGCAAGUAUUGCGUUUAACCGAUGCUCAAAUCGCGAUGUUACCUCCUGAACAACGACAGAGUAUAAUCCUACUGAAAGAACAGAUUGCUAAAUCAACUAAACGUUGAAAGUAGAUUGUUUUGAAGAAAUAUGGAACCUGGAUAGAGUAAUUUGUUGUGAAUUUUAACGAAAAUGUUUUAUAUGGCGAUAGUUUUACGUGUUUAAAUUUUAUCUUUGAAUUAAUUUAUUAGCGUAUUUUAUGUAAAUAUUUAUAAUCGAAUUAUAUACCUUUACGCUCUU